Melospiza georgiana is the source of this 10594-nucleotide messenger RNA. RefSeq names its product coiled-coil domain containing 88A (gene CCDC88A). The coding region runs from base 408 to 6200 and encodes 1930 amino acids. Gene Ontology annotation, biological process: cytoplasmic microtubule organization; cytoskeleton-dependent intracellular transport. NCBI's taxonomy places the organism in Eukaryota, Metazoa, Chordata, Aves, Passeriformes, Passerellidae. The record is from RefSeq and is a predicted model, not a curated record. Gene Ontology annotation, cellular component: centrosome; cytoplasm. Gene Ontology annotation, molecular function: microtubule binding; dynein light intermediate chain binding. The transcript is spliced from 36 exons.
CGAGCAGGGAGGGCGGGAGGCAGGCAGGGAGGGAAGGAGGUCGAGGACGAAGUGAGCGAUGUGGCGCGGCCGCGCUGGCUGAAGCGAGAAUCCCAGUAGCUAGGCAGCCUCCCUCUUUUCUUUCCUUCCUUCCUUCCACCUCUUCGUUAUGUAGGAAGGGAGAGGCAUCAAUGGAAAGGCUGAGAUACGCGUAGAUGGACUUUCGGAUGCAUUUUUUGUUGAAAGAAGAAGAUUAAUCCCGCUUGCCAGUGCACUGACUUUUGUUGGUGUUGCAUCGCUUGUUAAAAAUGGGGUUCACUCACUCCAGCUGAAUCCUUGGAGCAUUCCAGAGAGUUGCUGCAGUGAAGGACUUAUCUCGAUUUUCGGCAUCAGAGGAGCUGCAUUGAUGUUAACCAUUUUUUUGUAAAAUGGAGAACGAGAUCUUCACACCCCUUCUGGAGCAGUUCAUGUCGAGCCCUCUUGUCACCUGGGUGAAGACGUUCGGACCGCUGGCUGGAGGAAAUGGGACCAACCUGGAGGAAUAUGUGGCGCUGGUGGAUGGAGUGUAUCUGAACGAAGUCAUGCUGCAAAUCAAUCCAAAGUCUGCUAAUCAGAGGAUAAACAAAAAAGUGAACAAUGAUGCAUCAUUAAGGAUUCAAAAUUUGUCUAUUUUGGUGAAACAAGUCAAAACUUACUAUCAGGAGACUUUGCAGCAGUUGAUCAUGAUGUCUUUGCCAAAUGUGCUAAUAAUUGGCAAAAAUCCUUUUUCUGAGCCAGGUACUGAAGAAGUAAAAAAGCUCCUCCUGCUUUUGCUUGGUUGUGCAGUUCAGUGUCAGAAAAAAGAAGAAUUUAUUGAAAGAAUCCAAAGUCUGGAUUUUGAUACCAGAGCAGCUGUUGCAGCCCAUAUUCAGGAGGUAACUCAUAAUCAGGAAAAUGUGUUUGACCUGCAGUGGAUGGAUGUCAUAGUGCUGACACAAGAGUAUGUUGAGCCUCUCCUGAAAAAUAUGGCAUUGCAUUUAAAAAGGCUUAUAGAUGAAAGAGAUGAGCACUCAGAGACCAUCAUUGAGCUGUCGGAGGAGCGGGACUGCCUGCGCUUCCUGCCGCACGCCUCGGCCGCGCAGUCGCCGUGCGGCUCCCCCGGCAUGAAGCGCACCGAGAGCCGGCAGCACCUGAGCGUGGAGCUCGCCGACGCCAAGGCCAAGAUCAGGAGGCUCAGGCAGGAGCUUGAGGAAAAGACUGAGCAGCUGCUUGACUGUAAACAAGAGCUGGAACAGAUGGAAGCUGAACUGAAGAGACUUCAGCAAGAGAACAUGAACCUGCUGUCGGACGCGCGCUCUGCCCGCGUGUACCGGGACGAGCUGGACGCGCUGCGCGAGAAGGCGAUCCGCGUGGACAAGCUGGAGAGCGAAGUCAGCCGCUACAAGGAGAGGCUCCAUGACAUUGAGUUCUACAAAGCCAGGGUGGAGGAGUUGAAGGAAGACAAUCAAGUGUUGCUAGAAACCAAGACAAUGUUGGAAGAUCAGUUGGAGGGGACCCGAGCUCGAUCAGAUAAACUGCACGAGUUAGAAAAGGAGAAUUUACAGCUGAAGGCUAAACUGCAUGACAUGGAGAUGGAGCGUGAUAUGGACAGAAAGAAGAUUGAGGAGCUCAUGGAGGAAAACAUGACCCUAGAAAUGGCUCAGAAACAAAGUAUGGAUGAGUCUUUGCACCUUGGCUGGGAGCUGGAGCAGAUAAACAGGACUACUGAACUUUCUGAAGUGCCACAGAAAUCACUGGGCCAUGAGGUGAAUGAGCUGACAUCCAGCAGGUUGCUGAAGCUGGAAAUGGAAAACCAAAGUUUGCUGAAGACUGUGGAAGAGCUGCAAAGUGCAGUGGGCUCUGUGGAGGGCAGCAGCUCAAGGAUUCUGAAAAUGGAAAAAGAAAACCAAAGACUUAGCAAGAAGCUUGAAGAGCUGGAGAAUGAAAUUAGCCAAGAGAAACAAAGUCUUCAGAACAGUCAAAAUCAGAGUAAAGAUUUGCUGAAGGAAAAAGCCCAGCUUGAAAAGACACUUGAAGCACUUCGAGAGAACUCCGAGCGACAAAUUAAACUCUUAGAACAAGAAAAUGAACACUUGAAUCAAACCGUGGCUUCUCUAAGGCAGCGCUCACAAAUCAGUGCUGAGGCAAGAAUGAAAGAAAUUGAGAAGGAAAAUAAAAUCCUCCAUGAGUCUAUCAAAGAGACCAGCAGUAAGUUAAAUAAAAUGGAAUUUGAAAAAAAACAAGUCAGGAAAGAACUGGAACACUACAAAGAGAAAGGGGAGAGGGCAGAAGAAUUAGAGAGCGAGCUCCAUCGUCUGGAGAAGGAAAAUGAGUUAUUGCAGAAGAAAAUCACCAACCUAAAAAUCACUUGUGAGAAGAUUGAGGCCUUAGAACAAGAGAACUCUGACCUGGAGACAGAGAACAGAAAGCUGAAAAAAACCUUGGAUAGCCUGAAAAACCUCACUUUUCAAUUGGAAUCCUUAGAAAAGGAGAAUUCCCAACUGGAUGAAGAAAAUUUAGAGUUACGGAGGACAAUCGAAUCCUUGAAGUGUACGAGCAUUAAAGUGGCACAGUUACAGUUAGAAAAUAAGGAGCUGGAGAGUGAAAAGGAGCAGCUCAAAAAAAGCCUUGAGCUGAUGAAAGCCUCUUUUAAAAAGACUGAACGCUUGGAAGUCAGUUACCAAGGCUUGGACACAGAAAACCAAAGGCUACAGAAAGCCCUGGAAAACAGCAAUAAGAAAAUUCAGCAAUUAGAGAGUGAAUUACAAGAUUUAGAGACUGAAAAUCAGACCCUGCAAAAGAACUUGGAAGAGUUAAAAAUCUCCAGUAAGCGCCUGGAGCAGUUGGAAAAGGAGAAUAAGUUGUUAGAACAAGAGACUUCUCAACUGGAAAAGGAUAAGAAACAGCUGGAAAAGGAAAAUAAAAGGCUUCGACAGCAAGCAGAAAUUAAAGAUAGUACCUUGGAAGAAAAUAAUGUCAGAAUCAGUAAUCUGGAAAGGGAAAAUAAAUCUCUGUUUAAAGAAAUAGUUGUGUAUAAAGAGUCCUGUCUGCGCCUGAAGGAGCUGGAAAAGGAAAACAAGGAGCUGGUGAAAAGAGCUACCAUUGAUAAGAAAACCCUGGUCACUUUGAGAGAGGACUUGGUGAAUGAGAAAUUGAAGACUCAACAGAUGAACAAUGAUCUGGAAAAACUGGCCCAUGAGCUUGAGAAAAUUGGCUUGAACAAGGAGCGUCUCCUGCACGAUGAGCAGAGCAGUGAUGACAGUAGGUACAAGCUUUUGGAGUCUAAAUUAGAAUCCACGCUCAAGAAGUCUCUGGAAAUAAAAGAAGAAAAAAUUGCUGCUUUGGAGGCUCGUUUGGAGGAAUCAACAAAUCUGAACCAGCAGCUGCGUCAGGAGCUGAAAACAGUGAAGAAGAACUACGAAGCUCUGAAGCAGAGACAAGAAGAGGAAAGGAUGGUUCAGAAUUCUCCUCCAAGAAGUGGAGAAGGAAAUCAGUCUGUCAAUAAGUGGGAGAAAGAAAAUCAGGAGACUACUAGAGAAUUACUGAAAGUUAAAGAUAGAUUAAUCGAGGUGGAGAGGAAUAACGCGACGCUGCAGGCGGAGAAGCAGGCGCUGAAAACGCAGCUCAAGCAGCUCGAGACACAGAACAACAACCUGCAGGCCCAGAUCCUGGCCCUGCAGAGACAGACUGUGUCCCUGCAGGAGCAGAACACAACUCUGCAAACUCAGAAUGCCAAGCUGCAGGUUGAGAACUCCACGCUGAACUCGCAGAGCACGUCGCUGAUGAACCAGAACGCGCAGCUGCUGAUCCAGCAGUCGGCCCUGGAGAGCGAGAACGAGGCGGUGCUGAAGGAGCGCGAGGACCUGAAGGGGCUCUACGAGGCCCUGCUCAAGGACCACGAGCGCCUGGAGCAGCUGCACGAGCGCCAGGCCGCCGAGUACGAGUCCCUGAUCGCCAAGCACGGCAGCCUCAAGGCUGCCCACAAGAACCUGGAGGUGGAGCACAAGGACUUGGAGGAUAGGUACAACCAGUUGCUGAAACAGAAAGUGCAGCUGGAAGAGCUGGAGAAGGUUCUCAAGACAGAGCAGGACAAAAUGCUGCAGCAAAGUGAGAAGCAUGAAACUGUGGCAGCAGAAUAUAAAAAACUUCGGGAUGAAAAUGAAAGGCUCUCUCACACAUACACUCAGCUCCUGAGGGAGAACGAAGUGCUACAGACUGACCACAAGAAUCUGAAAACAUUGUUGAACAGUUCCAAACUGGAGCAAACACGGUUGGAAGCUGAGUUUUCCAAACUCAAAGAACAGUACCAGCAACUGGAUAUUACAUCAACAAAGCUGAAUAAUCAGUGUGAGCUGCUCAGCCAACUGAAAGGAAACCUGGAGGAGGAAAACAGACACCUGCUAGAUCAAAUCCAGACCUUAAUGCUGCAGAACAGAACAUUGCUGGAGCAGAACAUGGAAAGCAAGGAUCUGUUCCAUGUAGAGCAAAGGCAGUACAUUGACAAACUAAAUGAAUUGAGGCGGCAGAAGGAGAAACUGGAGGAGAAGAUAAUGGAUCAGUAUAAAUUCUAUGAGCCAUCUCCACCAAGAAGAAGGGGCAACUGGAUCACGCUGAAGAUGAGGAAGCUGAUCAAGUCCAAGAAGGACGGGAACCGCGAGCGCCUCAAGUCGGUGACGCUGACGCCCACGCGCUCCGAGUCCAGCGAGGGAUUCCUGCAGCUGCCCCACCAGGACAGCCAGGACAGCUCCUCCGUGGGCUCCAACUCCCUGGAGGAUGGGCAGACCCUAGGCACCAAAAAGAGUAGCAUGGGUGCACUGAAAAGACUGCCCUUUUUGAGGAACAGACCGAAGGAAAAAGACAAAAUGAAGGCCUUCUACCGUCGCUCCAUGUCCAUGAAUGACCUGGUGCAGUCCAUGGUCCUGACAGGAGGACAAUGGACAGGUAGUUCUGAGCAUCUGGAGGGUCCUGAUGAUAUAUCCACGGGUAAAAGGAGGAAGGAAUUGGGAGCUAUGGCCUUCUCUACUACAGCUAUCAACUUUGCCACUGUCAACUCCUCCACAGGCUUCAGAUCCAAGCAGUUGCUAAAUAAUAAAGAUACUACAUCCUUUGAAGAUGUAAGUCCACAAGGUAUUAGUGAUGAUUCUAGUACAGGAUCAAGAGUUCAUGGAGUACAGGAUUUUAUCUGUGCAGAUGCUCUUGCUCCUCCUGUCCGUGGCCUCCCAGCCCUGUGCAGGGUUCCCUGUCAGAUCUGUUUGCCCUUUUCCAAAGUGUCCUCUUGGACCGCCUGGAAAUUCCUUCGCAUUCUGAUCUCUUCCAGACCAGCCAGCCUUGAUAGUGGCAGGACAUCCACUAGCAAUAGCAAUAACAAUGCUUCACUCCAUGAAGUCAAAGCAGGUGCAGUGACCAGCCAGAGCAGGCCCCAGAGCCACAGCAGUGGGGAGUUCAGCCUGCUCCAGGAGCACGAGGCCUGGUCCAGCAGCAGCAGCAGCCCCAUCCAGUACCUGAAGGGCCACACCAGGUCCAGCCCCGUGCUCCAGCACAGGACACCUGAGAGCCACAGCAAACCCCCCAAAACGGGCUCCCCUGGCAGUGAAGUGGUCACCCUGCAGCAGUUCCUGGAGGAAAGCAACAAGAGUAACUCCAGUGAGAUGAAGUCUGCAAGUGAGGAGAACCUUUUAGAUGAAGUGAUGAGGAGCUUGUCCGAGUCUGCGGAGCUGGCAGGGAGGGAGAAGCUGCGGAAGCAGCCGGCAGCUGGCUGUGGGAUCGUGAGAUCCCUGAGUGUCAGAACCACGGGGGAUUUCUCAGAUGGACGAUCCCUCAAAGCAGAGCAGCUUGUGAGGCCCAGCCUCAGGAAGGCUGAGGAUCUCUACUUCAGCAGCUCUCCCAUCAAAUUCAGCUCUGGCGCCCAGGGGAAGCCCCGCUCUGUGAAGGAAAAGAUCCAAGCGACGGUGACCCAGCGACAAUCCAGGGACUGCAACCCCUACGCCACCUUACCUCGUGCCAGCAGCGUCAUUUCCACGGCAGAAGGCAGCACCCGAAGGACAAGCAUCCAUGAUUUUUUGUCUAAGGACAGUAGGCCGCCCGUGCCCGUGGAUGCAGCCCCAGCCCCGGCCGACAGGAGUGCUCCGCCCGGCUCCAAUGUGGAAGCUAUCCCAGAAAGCAGAAAUUCAAAAAACAGGUCUAGGGAGCAACAAAGCUCCUAAUUCUAUUACCCACUACCUGAGCUGUGGGCCAAGUGAGAGAAAAGUGUCCUUCAGUAUCUCAGUGUGAAGCCUUUAUAUCUGAAGUAACAAGACAGCGACUGUAGGAAUCAUUAAUAAAAAAUUAAGGGAAUUUUUUACAUUCUUCGUGACUAGAGCAGGCAAGAAAUAAAAACCUACCUACCUACCUUCCUUCCUUCCUUGAAUCAAGGAGCUCUACUGGAGUCUACUGCCGAAAAUGUGUAGAUGGUCUUAGGAAUUAUUGCACAUUGCACUGUUAAGAUCUACUGAAUAAAGGACAGUUCUCAUCUCCCUAAGGACCAAGGAUUUUAAGGUCUCAAGAAUUACUCCAGGGCAAAAAAUAAAAAAAACUAAACUUCUUUCAUCUUCUGUUUUUGAAAUUAGCCACUGAUUUGCUUAAGCUUCUGCUAAUAAUUAGCCAAACCCCCCCCAAAGCUAGCAGUUUCUAUUUACGUCUGUAAAUCUAAAGGAAAUGCUGUAGAAUUUUGUUGAAAUGGACUGUAUAUACAGAUACAAAAACCUCACAGCUACUGGCACUUCACUGCCUUAUUUGGUUAGCAUAAUCUGCAUGAAAUUGCUCUUAAGAAAGUUUAUGCUGAUUUUUGUUGCAUACUGCAAGAGAAGAAUUUGUUUACAUCCAUGCAAAAGCUUGGUAACUAACAGAAGUGGGAGUCAUGGGAUAAUGGUAUUAUAGAGACAUUGUUUGUCCUUUGUGUUUUUCACAUUCCCCAGUUACUCUGCAUAUGUAUGUUCAGAUGUUUCUGACAGGAAAUUGUCGGGUAUGGUUUUUCUAUAACUUUUAUUUUAAUACAAGGCUGUUUUCCACAAAUGCCAUUUCCAGGAAAAGACUGUCUUACAUUGUUUGUGUAUUGACUAAUUUUUUUUUUUUUACUGUUUGUCUUCUGACAUGAGCUGAUUGUGGCUUAGGAGGUUUCUUGAUGGCAAAAAGAAAUGUAAAUAAUAUCAUAUGCAUUUUACAUUCAGUUCCCUCUAAGGUUAUCUUUUACUAGAUACAUUUUGUUCAUUAUUGAUUUAUAUUAAAGUCAACAAACAUUAUUGGUACAUUUGGUGGUCGCAUAUAUUUGUCUGGAAAGAUUUGCAGCGUGCUCAGAGGAAGAUGAUGGGAACUGAGACCCAAAACGAGUUGUUCUAUUUUAUUAAAGCCAGUAAGCACAUUCCUGUUCCUCAUGUAAAAGGCUGAGUUCCCUGUGUCACCUCCGAGUGUCCAGCAGGAGGUGCACAAUGUCACCUGCAGCUUCCUCAGAAGGUGAGCCCACUGCUGAAGGCAGUUCAACACAUUCAGAAGCUUGAAAUCGUCUCACAAAGGGGAAGAAAGAGGCAUGCACAAUAAGCUUUAGAAGGGGAGAUUUUCUGUUUGUUUUCUUGAAAAUGAGUUUCUUCUGAAAUUUUCUUUGGGAUAAAAUGGGCUAAAAGAUCUGUACUAAGGGCAUAACGGGUAUGGCAGACAAUUCAAAGGCCAUAAAGAUCAGGAAAAUCUCUCUUCACUCUGAAUGACUGUCGGUUCAAGCUCAUUUCAGGACCUGGGUUCUCCUCACUCUCUGCUGACAGAGGACUGGGCAGCUCAAAACCCCAGCCAGAACCAUUUCUCACAUUACUGUUACAGAACCAUGCAGGGCUUGAACCAGGAGAUGGAAACUGCAGUGCCAAGUGCUGCCAGGAUCCCAGCUGGGUGCCUGUGUCUGGGGACUGUCACUGUCACUGCUUUGGCACACACUGCUGUGUGUGGAGCACUGCUGGGCAGUGUCAGUGCCCUCAGCACAGCUGGAUGUGCCCUUUCCAUCACACAGGGAUCCCCUCCUGCUCCGCUGGCCAGCUCAGCUCUUCUCAAGCUGCUGCUUUUGCUUUGCUUUGCUUUGCAGAGAAGUUCCUUGGCACUGGAGGAGUCAGGUGGUUCUCUGUGCUCUGCCAGUUCCCCUUUCCUUCUUCCUUUCUUCACCUUCCCACUCUGUGCCCUUAAAGGGAAAUACAAAAAACCAAAUUUAACCUGGGAGCAGUUUCAGUUCCUGCUGCUCCCAAUGCCAGGGAUGCACAUGGCAGCUUUGUACCCCAGGAGUGCCAACCCCAGCACUGCCAGUUCCAGGUCACAGAGGAGGUUCUCAUGCCAUACAAUGUGUGUGUUCUAUUUACUUUUCUGAUAGUCUCUGAGGAUUUAGUAACAUUCCCAGCACCUAUUGUUAUUAUCAUUAUUUCUAAAUUUUGUCCAGGACAUGAUGCAGCCUAACAAAGGGAGCUCAUGUGUGAUUUUUAGGGGUAGCUGAUGAUGUAUAUGUAAAUAAUGCUUUGAUAUUAAUAAAACUGCCUUAAAGGAAUGUACCGAGGUGUGAAUCAGAACUUAAAAAGCUCUUAUUUAAAACUGUAAUUUCCUUUACAUAUUGAUUUUUUUAAUGUUUGCCAUUGUAUACAUUUAUUAAUGAUGUUAUUAAAAUGCCAAACCAAAUAAUUUUUAUUCUUAUUUUGUGUGUGUAUAUUUAUACACACUUUUUUCUGGAAACUGAUGUUACUGGAAGGGUAUUGGUGUUGUGGUGAUGUGUGCAGUGAGUAUUUCUUCUGGAAGGAAACUGAUAAAACUGUAGCAGAAUUUUUCUGGACCAUGUGUAGUUUGUUCUGUGUGAUUUGUGUAGAGCUGGGUAGCUUUUAACUGUACACUAUUUUGAUACUAUUAAAAAAAAAAGAGAUUUCAUAAGUAAAUAUAAAAAGAAAUCAUUCUAGAUUUGCCAGGUGUAGUAUUUGAAGCCUGGUAGAUAUUUUUGCUGAGAUGAGUCUCAGGAUCCCUUCUGAGGAUGAAGUUAGGCACACUUUAGGCAGUGCAGAUUCCAGGAUUGUGCACGUCCUUCAAACAGUUUGUCACAUUUAAAACAUUCCAGAUUUAAAAACCUUGGCAAGUCAAAUCUAAUACUCUUUUUUUUGAAGUGCUAAGGGACUUAGGGGUACCACAAUAAAAAAAAAAAAAAACUUUAAGGGGGAGGGAGAGUGAAUGGCAGAGAGAGAGCAAGGUAAAUACUACAUUUAAAGACACGUCCUAAUGUAUCAAUGUGGAGUUAAUUUAGUUGUGCAUUUGUCAAUCCAGAGCUCAUUCAUCUACCCAGUACUCCUAAAUACCAGAUGUUCCCUUCACUCUGUAAAAUCUCAUGGAUCUGGACAUCUCUCUAGUGCUCUUCCUACAGCUGCAGCAUUUUUGGUCACUUCUUUCCUACUGGACAUGACUGCCAGGAUAGAUGGGGUCAGUUUGUGUGUCAGAGAUGGAGAACUGGAACUGCUGGAUGGUGAAGGGUUCUGUCACUCAGAGCUCCAAGAAAGGUGCCAGAUCCUUCCAGAUGAAGGAAAUGUGGUAAGGCUGUGAGUGAAGGAACUUGCCUUACUGUAGAUGAUGAUUUUCCCUACUCAGUUAAUAGUAAUUGUUCAUUCACCCAAUAUCACAAAUGCUUUUCCUUGUUUUUAAUUUGUGCUCCUGUAGUUCUGGUUUCAGUUCAUGCUGAUGCUCUUGCCCUGGAGGCUUUGUUUGUACUGAAAUUUUCCUUGGGCUGCAUCCUAAAGCCUUCACCCCCAUCACCCUCAGAUUCCAUCCCUCACUCACUGCUCCCCUGGCUUUGGGUUUUGGGGGUGCUCAUUGCCAGGGGAUGUUUACUGGACUUGAGGGAGUUUCUCCUGCUUCUGUCUUCAGCACACCAUGAUUGAACAAUGACAAUCAAAUGCUUUUCCAGUGUAGGUGAGUUGUUUUUUUUAGGUAAAAAGAAUAAAAAGAAAGCAAUGUGUAGUAGGCCAUAAAUGGGGGCAGGGACAGUCACUCUGUCCUGAGGGUAUUGACAGGUCCUACAACUUGGAAUUUGUUCUUUCCUUGUGAUGUCAAGUUUAAACCUUCAAGGCCAGUCCUAUGCCUGGGAAAUUCUAGUUUUAUCCAUUUACUGAUAAAGACUAUAGUAGUGUUUAAAUAAUGCCUUUUCUACUUACUAGCUACUUAGUGGUAGAUUGCCAAAUGUCUUUUUAAGAACAUUGUUAACCUUCUAAUAACUGAAAGGCAGUAUUUUUUCUCACCAGAUUAUACAUGACAAACUUACAUAACUGAAAAAAAAUGAAAAAGGAGUAAGCCAUUUUUUCAAGUUUUAUUUGUAAUGAGAUUUUUCACCCGUUUUGCUCUACAAAAAUCUGAGUAGCAGUAGAAAAAUGAACUUCCUCUACUUAAUGUCUUCCUCGAAGUGUACGAUGAUGGGCUCGUGGCCUGUUGAUCUCACAAACUUCAGGAAGUCGUCGGGGCUUAAGCCCAUGGUUGCAGAAUUUGUCAUUGGAUGGAAAUACACCUUUUCAUGGCCCCCUUGGAGCAGGGCAGCGUCCAGCACCAGCCUCACAUCUCCCUGGUC